Messenger RNA from Aspergillus melleus, 1233 nucleotides. RefSeq names its product alpha/beta hydrolase. The record is from RefSeq and is a predicted model, not a curated record. NCBI's taxonomy places the organism in Eukaryota, Fungi, Ascomycota, Eurotiomycetes, Eurotiales, Aspergillaceae. The transcript has 2 exons. Bases 1 to 1233 code for a protein of 410 amino acids.
AUGGCCUGGUAUACUCAAACCGUCGAUCUUCUUUCUGACUCCUUAGCGAAUCAUCGCUCCCAGCUUCCCCUUCUUGCUGCAACAGGGGCAUCACUAACGCUCGGCCUUGCGCUCCGCUCAUUUUUGUCGGACGACCACCCCGGCAGCACCGUCCUGCCGUCGCCGCGCGCGUCGGUCUUAGCGUCGGAGUCGCCUGAAAGGAGCCGAGAGUUGCCCCUGCCUCCCGAUGUGCUUCCGGGAGCUCGAGAUGUGUCAACGCCUUAUGGCUCUGUACGAGUAUACGAGUGGGGUCCCGUUGAUGGCCCGAAGGUCCUCUUUGUCCAUGGAAUUACCACGCCCUGUAUCGCCCUUGGUGGGGUGGCUCAUGCUUUAGUCGACCGAGGCUGCCGAGUGAUGCUGUUUGAUUUGUUUGGAAGAGGCUAUUCGGAUUGCCCGUCCGAUAUACCCCAGGAUGAUCGGCUUUUUGCGACUCAGAUUUUCUUGGCUUUGAGCUCGUCUCCCAUCUCCUGGACCGGAGCCGGCUCCGGCAAGUUUUGUCUCGCUGGCUACUCCUUGGGUGGAGGCAUUGCGGCUGCUUUUGCCUCCUUCUUUCCUCAGCUUCUCUCGUCAUUGGUGCUGCUUGCUCCGUCUGGCCUGCUUCGCGACUCUCAGAUCAGCUUCCAAUCACGUCUACUUUAUUCCCGCGGUCUGGUCCCUGAGCGCGUCUUAGGAUUCCUUGUCGAUCGUCGUCUUCGUGCUGGACCAUUGGUUACGCCAAAACCUAAGCAGGAUAGAAAGCUCACUGCUGCUGAUGCGCUCACGGAGGAGCUUCCGUCCCAAAGCGGAGAGGACGUUCAAUUGUUGUCCAGGGCGUACCCUCACGUGAGCGUUCCUGCUGCCGUGCAGUGGCAAGUGAACCAACAUUCCGGGUUUGUCCAUGCAUUCAUGUCUAGCAUGCGUUUCGGUCCCAUCCUACAGCAACGCCAAAUUGGAUCGUGGCAACGCCUGGGUCAAGUUUUGGCUAGCCAGAGAGAGCCUACACCCCAAGAUCAAUCUCAUAGCGGCCUUUCAGGCAGCAAAGUCCUGAUAAUGUGUGGUGAACAUGAUUCCAUUAUUGUGAAAGACGAGCUCGUACCAGAUGCCACCGCGGCUCUACAGGGAAAUGUGAGGUUCCAGUACUUCAACGCUGGCCACGAAUUCCCGAGUACGAAGUAUGAGGAAGUAGCACAGGGUAUAUGGGAGCUAUUGCAUUGA